Nerophis lumbriciformis (worm pipefish) is the source of this 1050-nucleotide messenger RNA. The record is from RefSeq and is a predicted model, not a curated record. NCBI's taxonomy places the organism in Eukaryota, Metazoa, Chordata, Actinopteri, Syngnathiformes, Syngnathidae.
AUGGAGGAAGCGUCGGAAGCAGCAUCGGAUGCAGUGUCGGAGGUCGUGUCGGAGUUAGCUUCGGAGGCCCUGUCAGAGGCAGCGGCGUCAGAAGCAGUGUCGGAGGCGCCGUCUGAGGCCCCGUCGGAGGCCACGCCAGCGGACACUUUGGAGGCUGCACCAGCGUCGGAGGCCACAUCAGAGGCUACACCGACUGCAGCGUCGGAAGCAGCGUCGGAAGCAGCGCCAGAAGCAGCGCCGCAAGCUGCGACGGAUUCAGCGCCGGUGACUGCGUCGGAUCCUGCGCCAGCGGCACCGUCGGAUUCCGCACCGACUGCAGCGUCUGAUUCAGCGCCAGUCGCAGCGUCGGAUGCAGCGCCAGUCGCAGCGUCAGAAGCCGCUCCAGAAGCAACGUCGGAGGCAGUGCCAGGGACGGAAGGAGUUCAAUUCCCUCGUAUUUAUGUGGAAAGAACUUUGGCAAUCAUUAAACCAGACGCCAUUCACAAAAGUGAGGAGAUUGAGGACAUCAUUCUGACGUCGGGCUUCACCAUUUUACAGAAGAGGAAACUUCAACUUAGCCCCGAGCAGUGCAGUGACUUUUACACCGAACAUCAUGGAAAACUAACCUUUCCCAAACUGACAGCAUACAUGAGCUCCGGUCCAAUCAUUGCUUUGACUCUGGCUCGGGACAACGCAAUAGCCCACUGGAAGGCCAUCAUUGGACCUGUCAAAGAUGCAGAUACUCACCCAGAAUGUCUUCGAGCAAAAUAUGCUACGUCUGAACUGGAGAACGCGCUCCAUGGCAGCGAGUCAUUUCAUGUGGCAGAGCGAGAGAUCAAAUUCAUGUUCCCAAACACACUAACUGUUCCCACAAGAGAGGAAACUGAAGAAUACCUAAGUCGAUACGUGAACCAAACUUUGCUACAAGGACUCACUGAGCUCUGCAAGCACAAACCCCUCAACCCCUGUGUUUGGCUUGCUGAGUGGCUCAUCAAAAACAAUCCAAACAAGCCACAAAUAUGCGAUGAAGCUGCUGACGUUGAGGCAGAGGAACUUCAGGGGAAGGAAUGA